AUGUCUUUGAGUUACAAUUCCUACAAUAACAAGUCCAUAUUACUUGGUGGCCGUUAUGAAAAGGUCAAGGAUCUUCAAUCUGGCACCUUUGGCCAAGUGUCUUUGGCAAAUGAUGUGUUGUCGGAUACAAGAGUGGCAAUCAAAUCUAUGAAGAAAUGUACACCUGAAGUCGAUGCUAUGGCCCACCAUGAAGUUUCAAUGUUGAAUAAAUUGAAAGGAAUAGAAGAAGUCUGUCAAUUGCUUGAUCAUUUUGAAUCUGAUGAUUAUCAUUUCUUGGUGUUUGAAUAUUGUGAAUUUGGAGAUUUGCAUGAAUUUCUCCAUGAUGAAGAAAACUUUGAAGUUCAAAAACCUUUUGACAAUUCAUUUGUCUUCAAACAAUUUGCCAUUGAUUUAAUCAAUGCUGUUAAGCAUUGUCACGAAAACGGUAUUUAUCAUCGUGAUAUCAAACCAGAGAAUAUUCUUGUCACAAGAGAUUUGAAGUUCAAAUUGGCGGAUUUCGGAUUGUCUUCGACCUCAAGAUAUUGCAAUGAAUCCAAUGUCGGUACCGAUAAAUAUAUGGCGCCAGAAUGUGUUUUUGAAGAUAAAACAAAUACCACCUAUUAUGAUUGUUUGUUUUCUGAUUACUGGUCGCUUGGGGUCUCGUUGAUGUACACUUUAUUUGGCUACGCUCCUUUCAAAAAAUGUGUCGAUGAUGACCAAUGGUUCAGGAAAUACCUCAAUGGUUCCCAUGACUCUUUGCAGGAUAGCUCUUCCGUCAAUGUAUUUUACGAUAUUUACCCAAACUUAUCAACCACUGGUUUUGAUUGCUUUGUUGAUACUUUGUUGCAAUUUGUCCCUGAAAAAAGAAGUUUGGAUGAUUGCUUGCAAAUGUUGGUUAAUGAUGAAGACACUGUGCAAGUGUUCACUGUUGAUGAAGAGUUGGAAAUUGAACAAUUUAAUAACAACAGCUUCAGUCAAUCCAGUGAUGAUGUCCCAUUCUUAGAUGAAAAAUUAAUGAUUUCGUCCAGUAUCGUUAAUAACGACGGUGUUAAUGAUAACGAUAUGUUCAAUGAAGAAUUUGAAAUUCUUGAAAUUGAAAGUCAAGACUUCUCUUCAGCAGAUGAUAGUUCUCCACAAAGCAUGUUUGAAGUGCACGGUAAUGACAGCAAGUUCUCUAUUCCACCAUCUCUCAUUGAUUCUACUGUCACUUCGGCGGCUCCAAUCAAGACUUUUGACAAGAAAUCUACUGAUGAUAAGAACUUUUUACAAACCUCCUCGGCCCUCACCCAAGGCCUUUCAUGGUACGAUUUCGAUGAUUUAGAUUGCUCAGAAUUGGUCAAUUCAUUCACCAAUGAUUUGAAUAUCUCAUCCACUACAACUACUACUCCACUUAACGGGGCCGAAACCCCUAGAAACAGCACGAACCAACCACCUGUGAAGACAAUCAAUUCAAUUUACCAAUCCAAGUUAACUUCAAUAGUUGCUAAUAACCAUGCAAAUUUCAAUGCCAACCAACCAACUACAAGUUCUCACCAAGUUGCUAGUAUUGAUGACUCCUGGUGGUGA
Saccharomycopsis crataegensis is the source of this 1545-nucleotide messenger RNA. Its product is annotated as protein kinase FMP48. NCBI's taxonomy places the organism in Eukaryota, Fungi, Ascomycota, Saccharomycetes, Ascoideales, Saccharomycopsidaceae. Gene Ontology annotation, molecular function: protein serine/threonine kinase activity; ATP binding. The record is from RefSeq and is a predicted model, not a curated record. Gene Ontology annotation, biological process: protein phosphorylation; meiotic recombination checkpoint signaling. Gene Ontology annotation, cellular component: cytoplasm; nucleus. Bases 1 to 1545 code for a protein of 514 amino acids. The transcript has a single exon.